This is a messenger RNA of Salvia hispanica, 633 nucleotides long. The record is from RefSeq and is a predicted model, not a curated record. Lineage: Eukaryota; Viridiplantae; Streptophyta; Magnoliopsida; Lamiales; Lamiaceae.
UUUUAAUUUGCUUGCAAAUUUGCAAUCCCAACUUUUUUAGCUCAAUCCGUUGUUGUGGCAAGAAUAUGUCAGGUGCUGAAAGAAACCGAGGGGAGAUUGUCAUGGAGGAUGCUGAAAAGUCCUCACCAAUACCACAACAGGAAGAGGCCGUUGUCAAGAAAAAAUAUGGAGGAAUGAUGCCCAAGAAACCUCUACUUAUUUCUAAGGAUCAUGAACGAGCCUAUUUUGACUCUGCUGAUUGGGCCUUGGGAAAGCCUAAAGGACCACUUGAGGCUCUGCGCCAAAGUUACAGCCUUCACAGCAGCAGACCCAGUACCGCAAGUCUCAGUAUGCACCAUCGGAAGGAGAAUAGGGACAUACACCACUAUCGAAAGAUGGAACUACAAACGAAUGAGAAGCAACUGGUAAUCCUCAAGUCGGGAAGUCCCUCCAAACAUUAACUGCAUUCUUCACUAGUGAAAUAAAAUACGAAAACAUAUUAUUCUAAAGAGGGAAUGCAUGACGCAUCUAACAUAGCUUGCUGCUGUAUUUUGAGGUCUUCCUGAUCCGUAACUGUUGUAGCCUAUAUUUCCUUUUAACUCUCUGUCACGAUGAGCUACAAUAUAUGUUGCAAAACUUAACUUUCGUUUGUUA